This is a messenger RNA of Python bivittatus (Burmese python), 4746 nucleotides long. RefSeq names its product vacuolar protein sorting 25 homolog (gene VPS25). Gene Ontology annotation, cellular component: ESCRT II complex. The record is from RefSeq and is a predicted model, not a curated record. Gene Ontology annotation, molecular function: structural molecule activity; protein homodimerization activity. Lineage: Eukaryota; Metazoa; Chordata; Lepidosauria; Squamata; Pythonidae. Gene Ontology annotation, biological process: protein transport to vacuole involved in ubiquitin-dependent protein catabolic process via the multivesicular body sorting pathway.
CCGAGGCACGGGGUGGGUGCACGUGCUGAAGGUGCCCCGCUGGAACCCUGAUUUCCGCAGAAAGUCCUUCUUCCCCCUCUUGUCCUGCUUUGAACGGAGCGAGGCGAUCCACGGCUGUUGCUUCUGGCCUUCUCUCGAGAAACGAUUGCCAGGUUGCGCUCCGGGUGCUGCUUUUUGGUUGCAGCCCAAUGUGGACACGAGGCAAAAACAGCUGACUGCAUGGUGUUCCUUAGUGCUCUCGUAUUGCCGCCUCAACAAGCUCUAUACUAUGACUGUUCCAGAGGCUCAGGAGAGCCCACUCUUCAACAAUUGGAAAUUGCAGCGUAUCCUUCCUCUCCAAUUUAUUUCCUUAACUAUGGAACAGGAAAACUCCCAUUGGAAUCCAUCCUUGUUGUAUUAGAGGAGCUCAGGAAAAAAGGGAAUCUUGAAUGGCUUGACAAGAACAAGUCUAGCUUUCUGAUCAUGUGGCGGUGUCCAGAGGAAUGGGGCAAGCUAAUCUAUCAGUGGGUUUUGAAGAAUGGACUGACAAACUCAGUUUUCACACUCUAUGAGUUAUCCAAUGGCGAGGAUACAGAGGAAGAAGAAUUCCAUGGUUUGGAAGAAUCAGUACUUCUUCGAGCGCUGCAGGCUUUACAACAGGAGCAUAAGGCUGAAAUAUUCACCCUGAAUGAUGGGCGGGGCGUCAAAUUCUUCUAAUAGAGAUUCUGCUUUGGCUUCCUAGUAUGACUGUACAAAAGUGUCCUGGGUUUAAGGGCUUCUCUCUGCUCUGGUUUCCUUGCAUUGAAGGCUGAAACAGCAAAUUGUAUCUUGAUGGCUCAGCAUUUGACUCCAUUUUCUUCUCUCUGCAGCUUCUGCCUCUUAUUGCGUUGUGAUGUUAAAGAUGAUUUGAAUAGAUUUAUGGGGGAGCCAGAGUGUUUCUUGUGCUCAUAUGACAUGAAGCAACCCUUGGCUCUUGAGUUUGGCCUUCCAAAAUGGAGGCACACAAUAAACCCUGCUGCUUGCAGCAAUGAGCUGUAAUUUGGGGAUCAAAACUACAGUGCUCUUUCUCCAGUUGGGCAAGAGGCCACGUAGACUGUGCUGUCCACAGCAGAAUGAGGCGUUAAAGACUUUGGACAAAAUUAAACUAUACUGUAUUUACAGAAAAGUCCUCUGUGUUGGGUUAUCUGUGUGUGUGUUUCUCUCACACCAAGGGGACCUUCAAGUCUUCUCUCCCACCCCAAGCCCCAUGUUACCUUUAGUUUCAUAUCAGGGCUAAGUGGAGGUCAGCCACCUCCUCAUGCAGUUCAGCAAUCUUGUUUUUUCAGAAGCAAAAAUUGAACUAUAUUUCUUCAUUUCUGCUAUUUGUGAAGAAGAGAAUGCCAUUCAUUAUCCAGAAGUAACUCGUCUGAAUUCAGACUGGUUUCAUCUUUCAACACUUUGCAUCCUGCCUAGAAGAUGGGCAUUUUCCCCCCAGAUUUUUUAGCAUCAGUAUCUUUGCAGUUAAUUAUGAAAUCUUUCAUUUGAAUCACACUUAUAAAAUUUAAAAAGCCAAGAAAACAGUAUUGAAAAACUCUUAUUUCUGCUAGGGCAAAUAUGGGGGAAAUUGUGUUCUUCAGAUGUUUUUAUGCAACUCCUAGGAUCACUUAUUUUGCUAUUCAGUGGCUACAGCUGUUGGGAAUGUAUUUGGUGUGUCUGGUUUAGAUCAGGGUAUGAUACAAAGAGUCAAUAGGAUUGCAAAAUUAAUUUAUUUUCAUAAGUUUGUUUCAGAUAUGCUCAAAACUGAAUCAGUUGCAUUUUCCCUGGGCUGCUUGUGGAUAACUCUGCACUAGAUAGGCAUUAGGAAAAGAAUUAACUGACAGACCAUAGUGAACCUAGUGUUGAUGAAUCUCUAGAUUUGUCAAGGGAUUCUUAUUUGAAUUUCAUGGAACAUUCUCUGGUUUGAAAUGUCCAAUUGGGUUUGGCAAAUAGGACAUCUCACCAAAUGAGGAAGAAUACUGAGAAUUAGUUAACGAAACGUGACUUUCCAGUAAGGAAUUCACAGCUCACACAGAUGGAAAAGGAUGUCUUAAGCUUCACGCAGAAUUCACAAAGCAAAGUCAAUUACUGCAUAUAUUUUCAAAUAGGUUGUGUUAGAAUUAAGUUUUGGUCUUAGAAGAAUGUAGAUUGCUUUAAGUGCAGAGUUGGCUUUAGCAGAGGUAUGGAAAAGUUAACUUUAUUAGAUCUUCCAUCACAAGCUGUUCUCAAAAUUUAACUGUGAUAGAGACAUGGAAUAGAAGUGUAGAUUUCUAUUGGCCUGGGGUAUUCAGUCUGCAUCUUUUCCUUCUGCCACAUUUCAAUUCUGUAUUGCUGAACAGAAUAAAAUAUUGUAGAGUUUUAUAAGGAUUUUACUUCUUGAAAACAAAACAGCAGAUGAUGAAAAACUAUUCCAAGACAAGAAAGUUUAUUCCUCAGAUGACAGUCUUUUGAACCUUUUGCUGCCAAGCUAUGCUUAGAUUACAUCCCUGAAUGUUGAGAAAAAAUAUGUGCAUGGGUCUCUUGUCUUCCUUAGAUGCUUGCCUAUUUAUCAUAUCAUAGCUUGGAAAAGUGGCUCAUCCUUCUGGCAGAUCUUUAAUUAGGUCUGUUUGUGACUACGGAGCUCUAGUCUCCUGUCUGCAAAGACUUUGAAAGAGGGGGAGAGAGAAAAUUGUGGCAAGAACAGUGCUACUUAGAGAAGAGCUUUCAUAACCCAAAGAUCUACCCCAGCUGUUGGGUAUUUUAUGUAUUUAUUUAUAUUUCAAAUUUGGACACCACCCAUCUCACAAGGAAGUAUACUGUUGUCCCCAGCUCUGCCACAUUACUUCAAACCUCCUCUUUCAAACAUACAUUUCAACUUGUAUGGUAGAGUUCCCACUCAUCGCAUGCAAAUAUUUUCUCUUGUUUCUUGAGAACACAGAUGAGAGGUGGCUUUGGGGUCAAAUUGCCAGGGCUUUCCUAAGCCAUUAUAUGGUGGUUAAAAAUAAGAGAGACUGGCAAGUUUGUCCUCUGGACCCACUGAAUGUUGACAACAUACCCGUAGGUGAUUAGUACUAGAAUAAUUAGUAAUUUCUUACUUCCAAAAUAAGUAUUUAGGGUAUUUUUGACACUGAACUAGGAUAUGGUGUUAGAGCAGGAUAGCCUUAUUUUUCAUGAAAAACUGUGUAGUACUUUGACAUAAUGCACUAAUAUUAUUUUGAAUACUGAUUAUAGUACUAUAAUUUAGAGGGGUUUUUCAACUAUAAAAACAUCCUUAGAUUGUAAAAAUAAAGCCUUCCUAAUUUCUGCCAUUUUGAUAUUUUCAAGAGAAGGAUAUUUUUUUUUAAAAGUGGGAAUUAAUCUUACAUCGUUUAUUUAUUAUAAUUAUCUUUUGAAUUUCAAAAAUCUGCUCUAGUUAAUUAGAUCAGAUAAAAAAGCUUCCAGCAGCAUCCACAUAAGUUAGGCAAAGGAGGGUCAGACAGAUGAAAGUUUGCUGCAGCAUUGUACUACAAGGCCUGCGCCUUUUGUAUAUGUGUUGCAAUGACACACACGACCAAAAGGAGCAGGGCAUGACUAAAGCAGCAGGAUCCAAAAGCAUCCUUAUGAAAGCAUCAUAAAUCACAUGCAGAGGUGGAACAUCCUCAGGUACCUGAUUCAUCACUGUACACUUGAAAACUCUGCUCAUAAAAAAAGAAAAAAUGAAACAGGCAUUUAUAGCAGAUAACUUGUACUCCCACUUUUUAUGGUUUAGUUUGUUUUGUAAAUCUCAGAAAACGCCUCAGGGAAUAUAUAGGAUGAUGAUGGUUAUAAUGUCAUUAAAAGUGAAUAAAUGAAGCAUCAUGAUGGUAUGCUGAUCCUUUGGAUGGUUACUCUGGCCUGUAGGGGGACCAUAACUUUCUGUAAAAAUGUCUUUCUGGUUCAUCAAAUCAACUGGGCAUCCUUUCAAAUUUAUUUGCGUGGAACACAGAAAAAAAUCCUUGUGCAAUUAUUGUUUCUAGCAUUGUGAUGUUCUAAGCUUUUGAAUCAAUUUAUGCACCUUACCCACUUACCUGUUUGCUUAUUUAGCUAGGACUGGUAUACCUGGGUUGCAAAAUUGUAUUGCUGUACAAUUAAAUGGGAGCAAAGAGUUAGUGGUUUUUAAUAUCUCUGCUUCCAUCUAGUGGUGGUUUGGAUUUUGCAGUUCAGAUAUGGUAAUCCUAUGAUUAAUAUUUACUGCUAUUACACCAUUUCCUGAGUGAACAUGCUUGAAAUGACGUAGCAAACCAGGGAUGACUGGUUAAUCAGCUUCCUGUCUUUUGUCAGUAUUCUAUUAAUUUUUCUGCUGGGUGACCUUUUUCUAUUCCUUCUCCCUACUCCUCAAAAACCAUUGUGGAUUGAUGUGAAAAUCAUAAAAAGUGAUAUGAGGAGAGCUAAUUCUUCCUCCAUUCCCUUUGAUUUCAAAGCAGAGGCUCGUUAAGAUGAGAACAAAAUGGAGCCAGCAAAGCUAUUUCAAGAGCAAGUUGGUGAAUGCUCUUGUACCCCAUAUCAUUUUGGGAGGAGGACUAGUAGGUAAUUUAACCAUGAGUUCUGAGACAUGCUUAAUGUAUGCUAAUCUACAAGCCACAGAACAUUUUUUUGUUAAGACGCUUAAUCCCAAUGUGAUCUAUGACCUAAGUUCAGACAACAUGCUAUACAGGUAGUUGUUUAACAAUCACAAUUGGGACUGGCAACUCGGUCAUCAAGUGAAGCGGUCACAAAGUAAAACUGCAACUGUACUUAUGAUCUUGCUUCAGCUUU